Symbiodinium natans is the source of this 1818-nucleotide messenger RNA. NCBI's taxonomy places the organism in Eukaryota, Dinophyceae, Suessiales, Symbiodiniaceae. The record is from the annotation of a GenBank genome assembly.
AUGGCGAUCCUUUUUGGAGAUCAGCAUCGCCUGUACAGCCAGUACGAGGCACUGGUCACCUCGGGGCUUCAGAUCUUGCCGAUUCUGUUGAUUCCGGCAUUGCUUACGAACAUCCAGCGCGCGGCCAACUUCCAGGAGUCUCCCUGGAGCGGUGCCUAUGUGACGAGCAAGUACUCCACUGAAGUCCAGGAGAAAGUCAUGAAGGUCGUCAUGACCCGACGCAAGCAGUUCGGACGGGCGCUCGCCGACUCAAGUAGCUUCAUGUGUCUGCUGUACUUUCUGUUCGUUUGGGCUCAGGCAGCUCGGACGAGCCCGGCUGAUGUGGCGGACUUCGAUCGCCUGCUGUUGCCGGUCCACCUGGUGGUCAUGUACCUGUGCGCCCUUUUCCAGGGCGGCUUCAUCGAGUUUAGCGAUCUGAGCAACACGUGGCUGGGAAUCGUGCUGAAUGCCACCAUGAUCGUGGGUCAGUUCUGCAUCAACUCUUGGUCUGAUGCCGUCGCCUACCGAGAGGAGCUCUUCAUCGCUUGUCGGCUCUUUGCGGGGUGCAUCUUUUGCGACCAUCGCAAAGCACUUGGCUGUGAAGUCUUCUUCAUUGGACUCCACAUCUUGAAAAGCGCCAGCGGUGGGGGUUUCACAGGUGGCUGCCUUGAGUUCGGACUAUUGCUGCUCUCCUCCACGUCGAGGUGGGUGAUCUGGUACGCCCUGGAGCAUUUCGUGAAGCAGUUCACUGGGAUGAUGAUCCAGUCUGCAGACGCGUCAGCAUCCCUUGCGGCCUUCCGCGCGGUGCUGUCCAGCCAGUGUGAUGCGGAAGCGUACCUUGGCGAAGACUUGUGCUUUGUGGAUCCCUCCGAGAAGUUGGCACACUUCUUCCAAGUCAAGUCCGAGGAGCUGCGCAACAGAUGCGUGACCGAGUUCAUGUCCGAGGAGGACAAAGAACGAUUGCUCAAAGUGGUGCAGUCCUCCGUCGAAGGCCGCUGCGAUGAAAGCGCGGGUGCCUGCGGCGAUCCGCAGACGGCCCAAUGCCUCACGGUGACUUUGGAGACCGGCAAUGGACGGAAAGUGGAGACGCAGCUCUGCCUUGGAAGCGGACCAGCCACCUUGGGCCAGGGCGUCUCCCACGUCGUUGCACUGAACGAGGUAAGGGACAUCCCUACCACGUUGUUUGCUGCCGAGGGAUCGCUCGACGACGUCAUCCCACAGGACGCUGCUCACCUCCUUCCGCAGUCCAUCGAGGAGUCUGAGAAGCUGGACAGCAGUGUGGCACCCGCGGUUCCGCUGAAUGCGGAGACUUUGGCGUUCCAUGCCUGGUCCUUGGAUGCUCCGAGCAAACCCUGUGGCGUCGUGCACUCCGUGGCCUUGCGGAUCGAGCCCAGCACAAUGGAGGUGUGCGACAUCACCUUGUCGGUGAAAUCGAAGGGGAACAGGUUGGCGAAAGAACGUAGGGUGGCACUCCGCGAGUGCAUUGUUCCAGGCGUUUGGCAAGAUGUCAACGACUGGAUUGCCAAGUCACUUUCGGAUGGGGUCUCCCAAGCUCCAGCGAUUGUGCCCUUUGUCUUCCCGAAGAUGGCCACACAGGUCUUAGCUGCAAGGCGCGCGGAGCUGCAAUGGGUUCGGAGCCCUGGCCAUACGAAGGAGCUCUUGCUGACCCUCUGCGACAUACGAAUACGAAGGUUUCAAGAAAGAAGUCUUCACCGAGCUGUUGGCCGGGGCACGCGUUCCGACGUCAGUCGUGAGAGCCUUGUCAGCGGCAUUCCUGCGAGCGACGGAAGCGCUCACCUCCGACCUUGGGCUCCUCCUCGAGCUUCGCGAUAUUUGUAG